Lycium ferocissimum is the source of this 1475-nucleotide messenger RNA. Its product is annotated as flavonol synthase/flavanone 3-hydroxylase-like. The record is from RefSeq and is a predicted model, not a curated record. Gene Ontology annotation, molecular function: dioxygenase activity. The transcript has 3 exons. NCBI's taxonomy places the organism in Eukaryota, Viridiplantae, Streptophyta, Magnoliopsida, Solanales, Solanaceae. Bases 181 to 1131 code for a protein of 316 amino acids.
ACGUGCAUAAGGAUGAAGGUAUAUAAAAUUAGCUUUUUGUAUGCUUUUUCCAUCAAUGUUUAUAAUAUAUAUCUGUCCAAAUGACAAAGUAUAUCGAGAUUCCAAAAUUUUAUUGGGCAACGCAAACCAUCUAACUAUGUAAACCAAAUUCUAGAGCAACCAACACGUUGAAAUUAACAAAUGGCUACCCCAAAGAUACCCACAGUUGAUUUGACUCCAUUCUUUAGAGAAGGAUAUGAUGAUGAAAAGAGAAAAAUUGUAGAUUCCAUUACUAAAGCUUGUUCUGAUUAUGGCUUCUUCCAAGUUGUAAAUCAUGGUGUACCCCUUGAUCUCACUAGUCAAGCUCUGAAGUUGGCCAAAACUUUCUUUGAGUCUCCAACUGAAGCCAAACUCAAAUAUUGUCCACUGCCUAAUGCACCUGUUCCUGCAGGCUAUAACAAGAAGCCUAAUCCUUCUUAUGAGUUCAAUGAAUAUCUCAUCAUGCUUCCACCUGGUUCAGAUUUUAACAUCUUCCCGGACAAUCAUCCGCUAUUUCGAGAGGUGAUGGAAGAGUUAUUCUCCCAAUUCUUGAAGAUAGGGAUGGUUGUCGAGAGAGUGUUGAGCGAGUGCCUGGGGCUUCCUCCCUGUGUUCUUAAAGAAUUCAAUAAUGACAGAAGCUGGGAUUUCCUCAUUGCUUUAUUUUACUUGCCGGCAACAGAAAAGGAAAGGAUAGGUGCAAGUUCACAUAAAGAUGUCAGUUGCUUCACAAUUGUGUUACAAGAUGAAGUUGCAGGCCUUGAGGUUCAAAAGGAUGGCGAAUGGAUCCUAAUAGCCCCACAACCAGGUGCUCUUGUUGUCAACAUCGGUGAUGCUCUUCAGGUCCUUACCAAUGACAAAUUCAAGAGUCCAACGCAUAGGGUGUUGAGACCUAAUGGAAGAUCAAGGAAUUCAUUUGCAUUCUUCUACAGUUUGUCAGGGGACAAGUUGGUUCAACCACUACCCCAGUUUACAAAGGAGAUUGCAGAAAAACCAAAGUACAGACCAUUCUUGUACAAAGAGUAUAUACAGAAAAGAAAAGAAAACAAGUCUAAGCACGUUACCAGGCUUGAAGACGAGAUUACCAUAUCGCACUAUGCAAUCCCCGAGGAGUGAUGUUAGACAAAAAAUAAAAGGUAACGUCUUGUAACUUGUAAGAAAUUAGCCUAUGAUCUCGCCAUUUUCACAAUUUUCUGAUACUGAUUUUUAUAAAUUUACGGCUCUCUUGUUUGCUUCUGGAAUUUUCAAAUUCAAUAGCAUUUCCCCUCUUGCAGUUUAUCUUUCUGAUAGUCAGUGGGGCAAGCCUUUUCUCUAGUGACUCGCCCCUCAGUUCAACUUUCGAUUCUUCUAUUUUUCUUUUGGCCAUAUUUUGAGAUUGUUUGAUUCAUUCAAAUAUCUUGGACAAGAUAAACUUGCAAAUUACUUCAUAUGGUAUCAGAGAGUAGAAUGUUCAUAGGCCA